AUUAAACAUUUAACUUUUGAUUUGAUCAAGCCACACUGAAGCAGUGAUGAUAUUUCCCAGACCGGGAUGUUGUGCAGCCAGCCAGUAACGUCCGCCCACGAUAAAGUUCCUAAGCAGCGGCGUUUCUGUAGUUUGCCAUUUCCUCUCUCAGCUCUUAUUCUCACACAGUAAUCUUCAUUUUGGUUUUGUUCUUCUUUAGUUGUACUCGCUGUUAGCUUCCACCAAAUUACACUUUUUUCCUUAUAUUACUUACCCAUUCAAGAUGGAGGGCAAUCGCGAUGAAGCCGAGCGGGCACUCAACAUUGCACAAAGGAAAUGGCAGGGCGGCGACGUGGCCGGAGCACUCCGACUGGCACGCAAGUCACAUUCACUUUUCCCAUCAGAAACAAGCAAAAGCCUCAUAAGCCAAUACUCUAAUACCAACAGCAGCAACGGCAACGGCAACGGCAACGGCAAUGCGGCAGCAGCAUCAGCAGCAGGAGUGGCGUCCAAUGAUGUCAGGGCUGAAACUCUGCGUCAGCGCAAACCAGCUGCUUCCAAAGAAGAGGAGCCCAGUGCCGGCCGGGCAUACACACAGGAGCAAGUGUUGGCAGUGAAAAAAGUGAUGGCUGCCAAAAGCGACUAUUACCGGGUACUAGGGUUGGCCGAGAGGUCAGCGACCGAAAUUGAGAUUAAGAAGGCUUAUAGGAAAUCAGCUCUGAUCUUUCAUCCCGACAAGAACACUGCGCCGGGCGCCGAUGAGGCCUUCAAGCUGGUUGCACACGCCUUUAAUAUCCUGAGUGACAAUAAUAAGCGCACCCAUUAUGAUCGGUUUGGCGAUGGUGCUGGCGUUGGUGCCAGCGAUAAUGCCAACUCAAUGGGUGGCGGGAGUGGUAUGCAGCAGGGUGGGCGGCAGUAUUACCGUCGCUCGGAUGAUGAGAUUUCACCCGAAGAUCUGUUCAACAUGUUUUUCGGCGGCGGCGAUCUGGGCCAGUUUGGCGUGCAAUUCGGUCCCAACGUGCGAUUCGCCCAGCGGACCAACCCCAGACACAGGCACCACCAGCACCAGCAGCAGCAGCAGCAAGCUAAUGACGAUGACAACGGGUUCAUGCGUGCGUGCAGGCAGCUCCUACCGAUCCUUCUUCUGGUGCUCCUUUUCUUCUCCUCGUCAAUCAUCCCUGCAUUAUUCGGUAUAGUUUCGCCGCCAAACUUUGCGUUUGAGCAGACGCACCAACUCUCGAAACAGCGCCAGACCAACAGUCACAAUGUGGUGUAUUGGGUGAAUCCACGCGAGUUUGCAGCGUACGAGAAGCAGUCGCAGCGGGAUCUUUGGGGGUUCGAGAGGGAUGUCGAGGCUGAGUAUAUUUCUCUGUUGCAGCGGAAGUGCCGAGCUGAAAGAGAAAACAAGAGGAAUCAGGUUUACUUGGCCCAGGGAUGGUUCGGUAUGGGCGCCAAUCCGGAGCGACUCAAGGCCGCUGAGGCUAUUCAGUUACCUGCUUGUGAUGAGUUGAGGAAGUUUAAAUAGAAGGCGCUAUUUGACUUGUUAGCUUUUUUUUUACACUUUUACACUUUUAUUAAUGUAUGAAUUUUAUUUUUAUUUUUA
Molecule: messenger RNA, 1582 nt
Organism: Kickxella alabastrina
Lineage: Eukaryota; Fungi; Kickxellomycota; Kickxellomycetes; Kickxellales; Kickxellaceae
Exons: 2
Coding region: 263-1504 (413 amino acids)
Biological process (GO): cellular response to misfolded protein
Cellular component (GO): endoplasmic reticulum membrane
Molecular function (GO): Hsp70 protein binding
Source: RefSeq, a predicted model, not a curated record